Molecule: messenger RNA, 696 nt
Organism: Rhodamnia argentea
Lineage: Eukaryota; Viridiplantae; Streptophyta; Magnoliopsida; Myrtales; Myrtaceae
Product: topless-related protein 4-like
Exons: 6
Coding region: 100-669 (189 amino acids)
Biological process (GO): regulation of DNA-templated transcription
Molecular function (GO): protein binding
Source: RefSeq, a predicted model, not a curated record
GUGAAUAAUUUGCCCGUAAACAAUCUUCACGUCACAUUCAACACCCAGAGCCACGGUCGGAGUUCUUAUUCUUCGGAUGACUUGCCCAGAAAUGUAGUCAUGACCUUAAAUCAAGGUUCACCUGUUAAGAGUAUGGAUUUCCAUCCAAGGCAACAAAUUUUGCUGCUCGUCGGGACAGAUAUGGGUGAUGUCAUUGUAUGGGAGGUAGGCAGCCGUGCAAGGACCGCCGUAAGAAAUUUCAAGGUUUGGGAUCUAGGAACAUGUUCAAAGGCGCUGCAGGCAUCCCCGGCCAACGAUAGUAAAGCAUCGAUUAACCGUGUAAUGUGGAGUCCCGAUGGAAUCCUCUUUGGUGUUGCGUAUUCCAAACACAUAGUGCACAUAUACUUGUAUCUUGGUGGUGAUGACAUAAGGAACCACCUUGAGAUUGAGGCUCAUGUUGGAAGUGUUAAUGAUCUUGCCUUUUCAUAUCCAAACCAGCAGUUAUGUGUUGUUACCCGUGGAGAGGACAGGUCGAUCAAGGUAUGGGAUGCAGAGACGGGGGCUCAACAAUACAACUUUGAGGGUCAUAAAGCACCCGUGUAUUCCAUAUGUCCACACGCGAUAAAAAUUAUUCAAGGUACCUGGUUUUUACGAGUACUAAUAAGGACACACUUGAUUCCCGUUUGCUAAAACUUGGUUAGGUGAAAAGUUUUGGUU